Protomyces lactucae-debilis is the source of this 1148-nucleotide messenger RNA. RefSeq lists its product as uncharacterized. The coding region runs from base 128 to 1021 and encodes 297 amino acids. Gene Ontology annotation, biological process: DNA strand invasion; reciprocal meiotic recombination; double-strand break repair via homologous recombination. Lineage: Eukaryota; Fungi; Ascomycota; Taphrinomycetes; Taphrinales; Protomycetaceae. The record is from RefSeq and is a predicted model, not a curated record. Gene Ontology annotation, cellular component: replication fork; Rad51B-Rad51C-Rad51D-XRCC2 complex; centrosome. The transcript has a single exon. Gene Ontology annotation, molecular function: ATP-dependent activity, acting on DNA; single-stranded DNA binding; four-way junction DNA binding.
CUGAGAAGCACUUGCUAUGCUAGCCUUUGCUUGGAAUAUUGAUCUGGUGGCCAGCAGAGGGUCGAUAUUGCACGACAUCUUUUAAUUUGUAGCGAAUGCGAACAUCUCUCUACAACACCACCAUGUGAUGCAAGCGUCCAAGCUACUGCGAAACAAGCAGCUACAGCUCCAACAAGCUUCUCUCUCCCCUCAAGAUCCACAUCCAAAGCUCGGAACAUGUCAUCGAGCGCUUGUGACAGAUAUUGCUGGCCCUGCAUCGACGCUACCAACGAGACAAACACUAGCCUAUACAGAGAUGCUUGCAUAUCUCAUGCUUCCUAGUGAUGUUGAGACACAAGCAGUGAUCAUUGACUCACUUGGUACAACGCAGCCUCAAGCACUUGCAACACAUAUCACCGCGUCGCUUGAGGGGAAGCCAAAUGGCAAAGAGGUUGCUACCAAGUUGCUAGAUCGGAUACAGUUGACUCGAGUCUUUAAUGCACAUGGCCUUGCAGAAACGCUUCAAGAGAUGCUCGAUGCCCUGGUAGAAGCGUCUGAUGAGCAGAACCGGCAGCAGGGAAGGAUCGGGUUCCUGCUCAUCAGCAAUAUCACGAACCCACUGUCCCUGCUCAUCCAACGUUCUGCCGGAAUACAAGGACCCGAGGCGACAAGAGGCACCGGCAAUGCAACGGAGGGACAUGCAUUCCUUGUACAAAUCAUGCGGCAAUUGAGAUGGAUGGCGCAUACAUUUGGCGUGACGGUAUUGCUCCUCAACAACACCGUUCGUGCCGUAUCAACACCCUUGGUACAGCCUGACCAAGUCGGUGGACGUCAAAGACGCGCAGGCUUUGAUGGGAGUGCAUUCAGUGAUAUUUCAUAUCAGCCUGCUUUGGGCAAGACCUGGCCGCAUCUUGUGGAUGUACAGCUCCUUGUCCACCCAACGGGCGAGAUUGAUGCUUCCUUCCAGGCAGAAGGCAAGGGCUACAUUGUCGAAUGCAUCAAGUCAUGCAUCGGUGGCGUUGGCGACUGGCAUCUUAUUUGAAAGUGGUGAAGCGGGUCGGAAGCAGAGUAGGCUAUAUAGGUAAUACAUGAAUGUAUGAAAAGGACGCAAAAAAAGAAGGCGUAGAGAAGAGCAUGUCAUGACAUUACUCAGCCACUUGAGUCUGUUC